Messenger RNA from Arachis stenosperma, 1274 nucleotides. RefSeq names its product OVARIAN TUMOR DOMAIN-containing deubiquitinating enzyme 11. NCBI's taxonomy places the organism in Eukaryota, Viridiplantae, Streptophyta, Magnoliopsida, Fabales, Fabaceae. Gene Ontology annotation, molecular function: cysteine-type deubiquitinase activity. Bases 339 to 1007 code for a protein of 222 amino acids. The record is from RefSeq and is a predicted model, not a curated record. The transcript has 10 exons. Gene Ontology annotation, biological process: protein deubiquitination.
CACAAUCACGAAGAAAGAAUUUCAUGCAUCUGUAGCCCUCCAUUUCGGACGAGAAAACAUCCAAGGGUUGAGGAAGAAAGAAACUCUGCUCUUCAGACUUUAACAAGCGAAGCGUGUUGCCUUUGCCAUUCUAACAUUUUACCCAAACCCAAACUAUUUCCCUUCAUUUCUUCUCUUCUAAGUUCCUCUCAUCUCCCUUCAAUUCAAUUACUUUCCUCUUACCCUCCUUAUUCCACCCUUAUUUCUUGCGUUCUAUUCUGUUCUGUCUCUUUCUGUGGAACAGAGAGCGUACUUUUUGAGGUGAUUCUACUUCUACUACUACUACUACGACGAAAAUUAUGAGUGAAAACCUGAGAUCUGCAAGUGGCAGCUCGAGCUCAAGUUUGAACAGCAGCUUUCAGGAUACAGAGGAUGAUCAAACCAUUGCUCGUAUCUUGGCAGAAGACGAGAAUUUCAGGGAUGGAAACAAGCUUGGGAAGCGACUUUCUCAUUUAGAUUCAAUUCCGCACACACCUCGUGUUAAUGGAGAGAUUCCUGAUGUAAAUGACGCAACACUAGACCAUGAGAGGUUAGUUACAUAUGGUUUGGCCGAACUGCAGAUGGAGGGUGAUGGGAAUUGCCAGUUUCGAGCUUUAGCAGAUCAGUUGUUCCGUAAUCCUGAGUACCACAAGCAUGUAAGGAGGCAGGUUAUCAAGCAGCUAAAGCAUCACAAAAAGUUGUAUGAAGGUUAUGUACCAAUGAAGUACAAAAGCUACCUGAAGAUGAUGAAAAAAUCAGGAGAAUGGGGAGAUCAUAUUACUCUACAAGCAGCUGCAGACCGGUUCAAUGCCAAAAUCUGUUUAGUCACCUCGUUCAGAGACACUUGCUAUAUCGAGAUCCUUCCUACGGACAAAAACUAUACUAUAGAGCUAUGGCUAAGCUUCUGGAGUGAAGUGCACUACAAUUCACUGUACGCAAGUGGAGAUGUUCCUGCUAGAGCACCUAGGAAGAAAUAUUGGCUCUUCUAGAUUGAUGCCAGGUGCUGACAUCAUGCAUCAACUAACUUUAUAAUAAGUAAUAAAGGGUUUCCAACUUUUGUAUUUUAUAUGACAUUUUAAUAUAUGAAUUGCGUACAGAAAAUCAUCAAUUUAAAUCCCCUUUCAGGGAUAAACAACAGUCAAUGCAUGAUGCUAAGCUUGGCUUCCCUCUGUAAAUUUAUUGAAACUUCAUUGUACAGUUUUAUUUUCUACUUUGUAUAGGUUUAUAUUCAUAUCUCUUUUCACUGUUUUAUACCA